This is a messenger RNA of Mollisia scopiformis, 1918 nucleotides long. RefSeq names its product MFS general substrate transporter. The record is from RefSeq and is a predicted model, not a curated record. NCBI's taxonomy places the organism in Eukaryota, Fungi, Ascomycota, Leotiomycetes, Helotiales, Mollisiaceae. The coding region runs from base 1 to 1644 and encodes 547 amino acids. Gene Ontology annotation, biological process: transmembrane transport. The transcript has 14 exons. Gene Ontology annotation, molecular function: transmembrane transporter activity.
AUGCAGUUCAACGAACAGACAAACUACCUGCCAACCUCGAAGGUCAUCGCGGUCUUUUUGGUAUGCGCCUCGGUCGACUUCGUCACUUUGAUGGACCAAACAACACUUGCUGCCAGUUUGUCCAUCAUCAGUUUAGAAUUAGGUGCAGGUAGUCAGGCAUCCUGGAUCGCUGGCGGAUACUUUGUGACUUCAACUUCAUUUCAGCUAUUGUACGGCCGGCUUUCAGACAUUUGGUCAAGGAAAAAUAUCCUGCUUGUCGGCCUCGCAAUAUUCUUCUUCGGAUCUCUGGCUUCUUCAUUAUCAACCAGCGUCAACCAACUUAUCGCUUUCCGUGCUAUCACUGGAGUCGGAGGAGGUGGCUUGAUGACCAUAGCCCAGGCGAUCGUGAGCGACGUCGUGUCUUUGAGAGAGCGUGGGAAGUAUCAAGGCAUUUUUGGGGCAUUCGUGGCGCUUGCCAAUGGUAUUGGGCCAGUAAUCGGAGGUGCCCUAUCGGAACACUCUUGGAGAUGGAUUUUUCGAUUGAAUCUCCCUUUGACAGCACUCUGUGUCAUUGGAGUAGUCUGGUUCAUGCCUCUCAAAAAAGUGGUUGGAAGUUGGAAGAGGAAACUAGCAGCGGUAGACUUUAUUGGUGCGUUCCUCGCACUCGCUGGGUCGACUCUUCUCGUACUUGCCUUAACUUGGGCUGGUGGAGAGAAAUCAUGGGACUCAGCACCGGUGAUUUCUACUCUGGUAUUGGGACUCUCAUUUUGCGUAGCGUUUGCCUUUUGGGAAUGGAAAGGGCCAGCUUUGCCGCUUGUUCCUCUUCAUAUCUUCAAAAGCAGAGUUGUCAACGGAGCUUCUUUGACCAUGUUCAUCAAUGGAUGGAAUUUUGUGACUCAGGUGUACUACAUUCCAACAUUCUAUCAAUUGGUGCAUGGCUACUCGGCAGUCAAAUCGGGCGCCCUUUUAUUGCCAAUUACAUUAACACAAACAAUAUUCAGUACCGUUUCUGGACUGGUUGUCCACUGGACUGGUCGGUACCGAGAGAGUAUAUUAUUUGGGUGGAUUGCUUGGGCCGUCGGCCUCGGCAUGAUUUCGACCCUGGACGAGACUUCCGGACUAGGAAAACAGAUUGGAUAUGCAGUUCUGACAGGAUUUGGUGUUGGCAACACCUUGCAGCCAUCACUUAUUGCGAUACAAGCAGGAGUGUCGAGGAGAGAAAUGGCAGUCGUGACUUCGUUCAGAAACUUCAUUAGAAACCUCGGAGCAACGCUUGGCUUGGCUGUGGCAGGGACGAUCAUAAAUAAUAGUCUUCGCGCCGCGUUAACGCAGGUGGGAAGUCUCGGGUCAAAUGAUGUGCAGUGGCUGUUGAACCACCCCGCAGAAGUAUUGAGCGGAGCUACCAUAUUGCCUGGAACACAAACAUCACUUGAUCUGAAGGAGGAGUUCAUAGCUGCAUAUAAAAAGGGAUUUCGGAUUGUCUUCCUCCUAGGAGCAGGACUUGCAGCACUCGCUUUCAUUUUUGCUUUUGCGCUACUCCCACAACUCGAAUUAUCUCGACCAGAUGAAGUAAAGCUCAAAAGAGAAGGAAGGGGACAGCAGGGAGAAGUACCGGAUGGGAAUCAUCAUGAAGGUGAGACCGGCAUCAAGGCUGAGUCAGAAUGAGUGGAAGUACUGUGCUUGAAAAUGGACGGAGGCGCCAAAUCAAGCGUUGAUCAUAUAAAACAAAAGCAGUCGGAAAUUAAAGGGCGACAACUAAAUAGCAUGCUACGAGACCCAGCUAGAGGCAGAUGGGUAUCAAAUACAGAAGCGACAUAGACCAUUGUGCAAGGAAAAGGUUUGAAGAAUUGUCAGCACGUGAUACCUGGUUGAGUUUCGACACUUGGGCGGUUCUGGUGCACGAGAGUCAUGGCUAUGAGGGUUCAUGCUGAAGCGACGU